This is a messenger RNA of Ahaetulla prasina, 4270 nucleotides long. RefSeq names its product TELO2 interacting protein 1 (gene TTI1). Gene Ontology annotation, cellular component: cytoplasm. Bases 1 to 3465 code for a protein of 1154 amino acids. Gene Ontology annotation, biological process: chromatin remodeling. The transcript has 9 exons. The record is from RefSeq and is a predicted model, not a curated record. NCBI's taxonomy places the organism in Eukaryota, Metazoa, Chordata, Lepidosauria, Squamata, Colubridae.
AUGCUACGGGUCGCCGGAAGGGUCAGCGCCGAGAGGAGGGGCGAGUUGCCAAGUGACCGCGGGGAGCUCGAGGGCGCCGAUGGUGACGCCUGCGCAGUCCGCUCCGGGGAAAAGGACGCCGCGCCUGUGCAGUCGGCGCCGCGCGCUCUCGCCGGCUGCCGGGCGGAAAGCUCCGGGCAUGCGCGGGCGGGCGUUCGCGCAGGCGCCUUGAGCGUCGGGCAAGGAAGAUGGAGGUCAAAUGAGCCUGAGAGCGGAGCAGCAGCAGUCAUGGCUAUUUUCGACACCCCCCAGGAGGCCUUCGGAGCCCUCCGCCCUGCCUGCGUCCAGCUGACCAAGGCCCAGACGGUGGAGAACGUGGAGCGCCUCCAGUCCCAGCUGCGGGUGGUCAGCGACUCGGCCCUGCAGGAGCUCCAGGAAUACGUCCUUUUCCCUUUGAGAUUCACUCUCAAGACCCCCGAGCCGAAGCGGGAGGGUGUGGUCCGAAGUGUGGUGCAGUGCAUCGGCUUCGUGCUUUCGUCCACAUGCGUGAAGAAGGCAGAUCUCCUCCUGGAGCUGUUCUCCGAGCUCUGUGUCUGCCUGGCGUCUCCCUCCAACCCAUCCCAGCUGGCCCCGUUGUCAGAGGAACUGAAGCAAGACGUGGCCCAGGCUCUGCUCGCUUUGCUCCACUCCGCUUACGGAGAUGUUCUUCUGUCUCUCUACCAGCCCUCCAGCCUUCCCCAGCUGGGCUUUGCCGUGUCCCUGCUCUUGGCCCUUGCAGAACAGGAAAAAGCCCGGCAGCUUAAGAUCACGGCCUUGCGGUGUCUGCAGGCUCUCCUUCUGCAGUGUGACUGCUCAGAGGAUCACCAGUCCCUGGAGAAAGAAGAGAUGAGGCAAUGCGGAGAUCUCUUUGCCUCCUUCCUCCCUGGGAUCUCCAUUGCUCUGUCCAAGAUUAUUGCAGCAGACGUGAAGCAAGGUCACGCCGUUACAGUCUCAGCCAUCAAACUCUUCUCUAGGGUCAUCAGUCUGGUGAUGGCCGAUGAACAGCUAGCACAGAUCCCACCGGAGAGGAAGAAACCAGCCUUGGAACAGAGUAAAAUACAGGAGCUGGUGGUCCACCGAGACGCAGCCUGGACGAGAAACACCACCUCCAAACUCUCCAUCCUUAUCAAGAAGGUGGCUGGAUCUGGGUCUGUUCAUCCCCACUGGAAGGUACGAAGGGAGCUGGUGGAAAUGGCCCGUCUCCUCCUGACAACAUGUGGGCGAUCUUUGGUGGACUCGGCCGGACAGUUGUUAAAAGCCUUAGUUGGCCUUGUGAAUGAUGAGAGCCCCGAGGUCCAGCGUCCGAGCGAGAGGGCGUUGAAGGAUAUCGCUGCGCAGGAGAGAGUGGCCGGGAAUAGGCUCCUGGCCGAUAUCCUGUCUGAGGAUCUUCACUCUCUGGCCACUGCUCUGCCCCGCUUAAUGACCUCCCAGAACGACCAAGGCAAGAUGGCGACUUUAAACCUGGUCCUUGGAUACCUGAAGCUCUUGGGCCCAAAGGUGAGUGUGGUUCUCCACUCUGCCUCCCACCUUCAGCGUCUGUCCAAGGCCCUGAUGCAAGUCCUGGAGCUGGAGGUGAAGGAUGUGAAGGUUGUGGAGGAGAGGAGCUGUGUCCCUGAAGCUUUUCCUCAGCCUUCGCUGGGCAGCCUCCAGAGGAAGUACUUCCGCUUCUUCACAGACGACCGGAUUUUUUCCCUCCUGCAGCAGAUUUGCCGGGCUCUGGGCACUUACGGGAAUCUCUACUUGCUUGUGGAUCACUUCAUGGACCUGUACAGGGAAUCCAUUAUGUACCGGAAGCAAGCUGCAAUGGUUGUCAAUGAACUGAUUGCUGGAGCCGCAGGGCAGGAGGCACAGAACACUUUGCUGAGCUCCGAGGAUCUCGUGGGGAUCGUAACUUCCGUGCUAGAAGAAUAUGUGGACUCAGGAAACUGGCAUUUGGUCACCAGCUUGGAGGUCCAAGAGUCCUGGGCUGAAUCGGCAGCCACAGAUUCCAGAGCUCUUGCUGUUACGUACGGAGCAGCUCACGGACCUCUGGUAUCCCCAGAUUCAAGCCCCACCAUCCACUGUAUGAACAGCAACAUUUGGCAGGUCUGCAUCCAACUGGAAGGGAUCAGCACCUUUGCCUCUGCCCUGGGGAAGGACUUCCGUUUGCUCUUAAUCUCCGCUUUGUAUCCUGUGCUGGAAAAGGCCGGGGACGGCACGCUCCUGGUCAGCCAGACUGCAAAGGGGACCCUGGUCAACAUCUGCCAGGCCUGUGGCUACCUCUCCGUCCCUGAACUCCUCAGGCAGAAUGCCGAUUACCUGGCGAACGGGGUCUCCUUGCACCUGAGGCACCCGGCCGAUGAGCCCCAUGCCUUGCGGGUCCUGGAGGCCAUGCUCCGACACUCGGAUGCCGGGGGGGCCUCCUUGGUGGAGGACCUGGUUGAAGACGUUUUGGACAGACUGGAUCAGUGUCACAGUGAACGGGCAUCUUCGUUCCUAGGGGCUCUACGGACCCUGAUGGCCUCACUAGCUUCCUGGUUUGGGCCAGAGCAGCAAACUCACCACAAGCCGGAAAGUGGUUCCUCCUGCCCGCAGGCACCGAGGCCAACCAACCUGCCCACUGCAGCUGAAAUGGAAGAGUUCUUCUUGGCAUAUGUGAAGCAGAAGCAGAUUGCAGAGGGGGAUGUCGAAGAGGAGGAGGAAGAGGAUCCUGCAGUGCAGCCCGAAGCACCGGAAGGGUCUCCUGAGGCAGAGAGGUCGUUGCCCUUGCAGGCCAAGAUGGCGAAAGAUGUCCUGGAGAGAGCCAUCCAUUUGCUCCCCAGCAAGAGCCUCGCAGUGCGACUGAAGGCCCUCGAAGUCCUCGAACUCGGUGUGACAGUCCUUGGUCCACAUGAAAACGUGCUCCUCCCACUGGCACAUCAGGCGUGGCCUGCUCUCGUUUGCCGCUUGGUUAACGACGACCCCUUGGCUGUUCUCAGGGCCUUUAAGGUGCUGUGCACUCUCGGAGCCCACAGUGGGGAUUUCCUAAGGAGCCGCUUCUCCAAAGAUGUCUUGCCAAAGCUGGCGGCCUCCCUUGUCGCCCAGGCCCCCACCAGCGCCCACGCUGGGCCUGUCUACAGCUACACCCUGGCCUUCAAACUGCAGCUGGCUGUGCUCCAGGGCCUCGGGUCCCUCUGCCAGGCUCUGGAUCUGGGUGAGAACGACCUGAGUACGGUGGUGGAUGCCUGCCUGCCCUACCUCAGCACCAGGCAGCCUGGGAGGCUGCAAGAAGCUGCUCGCAGUGUUUUCCUUCGCCUGAUGGAGGUCGAUCCAGAUGCCAUCUGGUUCUUCCUCUGCAGCAUCUGGUGCCCCAGAAACCUGGAGGCCCCCCACCCCUGCCUGCGCCCUGUGAAACUAGCGGGGAGCGAGAAGACGCGGAACGAGUUCACGGACAACGUGCAGAGCCUCUUGGACCAGCUGGGCAGUUGAGGGCGAGGGAGGAGCGCCCGGGCACACUCACGCUGUGGAGGUCAAAGACCCCAGGGGUUCCCUAAGCAAACCUUUCCAGCACCGAGAGAAGCCACUGCCUGCAGCCGGCCCCCUCCUCUCUUUUCCAAAUGCUCUUUGAAAAAUAUAUUUUUAAUUCUUAAUCUUCCUGUCUUCAGCGAGCGAUUGUUUCAUGGGACGGAGGCCACCACGGAGAAGGGCAGUUUCCAGAUUUCUGAACGUCCACAGGUCCGGCCGAAUCUGCCUGGAGCCAAGGAACUUUGGGACAUCUAGAACCCAAAUCGUGAAGGGUGCUGGCAGACGAUACCUGGAACCUGAUUGGUCCAUAUGUUGUCGGGAGGCUGCAAUUUGCCCUUUUGGGUCUGCGUGGUUCUCUGGUCUCACAACAAGCCACAAAACAGAGAGACCUGGUGCUAAUCCUGGCUGGGCCCAGGAUGGAGACCGGACUCCCAGGUGGCUCCGUAUCCUAGUUUGCCCCAUGUUCCUGGUUGGCCGCAUGUAUUAAGAGGCAGGUGGGGGAACAGAAGACCCCAAACUUCCUGCCCUGCUUUCUCCCCAGUGCCAAAAUUUGAGCCGGGGGGAGGGAGGGGACUCCCUGAAAGUUUGCAGCAUUCGGCUUCCGCUUUGCAGACAAAGAGCCGAACUUAAUAUGCAGAGCACCAGCUGGGAAUUAAGCAGGCAGCGUGGAAAUGCCAUUUGCCUCUUCUGACCGUUAUGUGGCUUCAGAGAAAAGCAAUUUGCUCCGCCUGUAAUAAAGCCGAGGUGAUAACGAAGCUCUUGAGCCUUG